AUGCUUGGCAAGCGGAAGCGAUUCGACACAUUCGAGGAUUCGGAUGAAGCAAUCCAGUCCCGAUGCAUCAAGUUCAUCGUCGGUCCGGAAAAGAAAGAAUACACCGUCCAUGAAGCGCGCUUCACCAACCUUUCGCCAGCCCUACACGCCCUUCUGACUGCAGGAUUUCAAGAGUCCAGAAGGGGCAAGGUCGUCUGGGACGAUACUGACCCAGUCACUUUCGUCCUGCUGGUUCAAUACGCCUACCGUGGUGAAUAUUCACUGCCAGACUCUAACGGCGUGACUACGAUCCCUGAAGAGAAUGAGACUCCUGAAGAUGGCGACACCCCCAAGAAUUUACCGCGUUCAAUGCAGGGAUACUUCUGGGCUGCCGGACACAGAGGCUCACAACACCACUUUGUGAAUGACAGGUUUUUCCCUGAGAUGAGCUGCGAUGAGAAGCCACCGGGUAUGGGCCAGGCUCAGUGUAUUCUGAGGAAGUUCACCGGCAUUGAGGCGUUCGAGAAGGCUUGCCGGCAUGUUGAACACCUGAGGCCAAUGUAUAUGCUCCACGUUCAGCUCUACUUCCUCGCGGACAAGUACAUCAUCGAAGAUCUCAAAGAGAUGUGCCUGGCUAGGGUCCGACAUUUCCUAUCGGAGUGUCCCGGAACCUUUCAACUGAAGACCAUUCUUCUCGAAUCCGUCCCGGUCAUCUAUUCACAGACAAUUCAUGGAGACUCGCUACGGAGGCUUAUUACACAUUAUUUCCUCGCCAACAUGAAUUGGAUCGAUACUGGUUCGAGGUUCAAGGCACUACGAAGAAGCACGCCUGAUUUCGGACUGGACUUGCUCGACGAGAUCCCCCACAGCUACUGGACGGAGUUGAGCGAGGGUCCUAACGAACCGGCAGCUGAGGCAAGGGAAGACCAGGCCCAGUAUCAGGCAACAAGGCGGACGAGGAUCACAUGA
Colletotrichum acutatum is the source of this 948-nucleotide messenger RNA. RefSeq lists its product as uncharacterized. The record is from RefSeq and is a predicted model, not a curated record. The transcript is spliced from 2 exons. Gene Ontology annotation, molecular function: protein binding. Lineage: Eukaryota; Fungi; Ascomycota; Sordariomycetes; Glomerellales; Glomerellaceae. The coding region runs from base 1 to 948 and encodes 315 amino acids.